This is a messenger RNA of Penicillium taxi, 1752 nucleotides long. RefSeq names its product LipA and NB-ARC domain protein. Bases 1 to 1752 code for a protein of 583 amino acids. The transcript has 2 exons. Lineage: Eukaryota; Fungi; Ascomycota; Eurotiomycetes; Eurotiales; Aspergillaceae. The record is from RefSeq and is a predicted model, not a curated record.
AUGGGAUCUUCAAGUUUGCGACCAGACCAACCUGAUUCAUUUCGCAUUAAGCGGAAACCAGUAUCAAAUCCAAACCUGCGGGGAACAGUAGCCGCUCAUUCCGCUUUGGUACUUCCACCACCACCGCCGUCUUAUACAGAGCUUUAUGGCCCUGCAUCACAAGGGACUUCUCGGAAAAUUAUUCCGCAGAGGCCGAGUACCGCUAAUCCUUCAAGCUCAACAUUAGCCUCGCCAAUCUCCACACCAACAUCGACUCUGCCGGUGCCGUCUCAUUCUCCGACACCAGUCCAAAAGGCAUAUGGCGAAGCCCGCCACUUUCUUGGAGGCUUGAUCAGCCAUCCCACUGAGGCUAACAAACAUGUCACCAUAUUGCGCCACUCUCAUGGCUUAGUCUUUUAUCGAGGCAAUUCUACGUCGGUCGCAGUGUCAAUAUUUGCCGACACCCCCCUGCCGCUAAACCGAACCCUGUGGCUUCAAUGCAAGGGCUGGACCGGCAAGACUGGAAUGCGUGCCAAGUCACUCUUCCAUCUCCGUAAUGACUGGAUUAAUGUUACACCGGCGAUAGCAUUACGAGCCGACCAAGUGAAUCCAGACGAUGAACGCGCAUGGCAACGCGAUAUCAAAAAGCUUCGAAAGAACAAAGGGGGCCGUUUCCGAGAAUCUCACCAACUACGUGAAACUGCCAUAGUCCGUGUCCCCGUGGAAGCUGGGGACGGCUAUUUUCAGCUUAUUCUUGGAAAUAGCCCCGUUUUCCGAGUCGCUUCGGUGUCGACAAGUCCCAGCUCCCUUCGAGGUGCCAGUCUCAGCACCUUGCCUCUAGAAGUUGGUGCCCUGGUUGUUAGUCUGUAUGCUCAGACGGCGGUUCAAACGGUCAUUGCACCCGUUACAGCAGCAAUCCAAGCCAAGCUGGACCCUUAUAGCCCAUCCUGGGUGACACAAACCGCUACCCUAUCAGUGUACUCCGCUAGUGGAGUUCAAGACAGACUCGACAGUACUGUCACUGAGCCUAGUUCUUUUAGCCAAGGUGUCUCCCCAUUUCCCAGUCAAAAAGGCCCUGAUAUUACGGAAGGUCCACAGUCGCCAUUUCCCAUGGCUCUUAAGGCACGUGGGCAACUUAGUCACACGACAAUAGCCCAUAGUCCAGGCGAUACUCCCAAUUUGACACUAACUAAAGUCCCAGACUGGGUGCUGGAACAGCUCCGCGGCUAUUUUUUCGGCUGGGCACGAUUUGAUGUUAGUGCUGGCAAAGAAAGCUCAAUGAGACCUUGGUGCCCGGCUGUUCUUUCUGUUCGCACAUUAGAUCCUUUAAGUGCCUCUAGGGUCGAUAUGUCGUCGCAUGUGUCGAAGCGGGUUGUCACACUUCGCUUGUUGGAAGAAGUGCCCUUUCAAACGACCGAGCUUGAAGUCCGCAUUAUGGGAUUUCUCAGGGCAGACGUCCCACCUCCAGCUGGGACUACACAUCAAGAGCUGGUAGCUGCACAGGCGGCUGCCUCGGAAGCUGCUUUGCUUGCGGAUUCUUACGAUGCAUCAUUGGUAGAGGAAACUCUUUCCCACCCGGCAUGGGCUCCAAACCAAGAUCUGAAGGAGCUCUCGCGACAAAAUACUAGUUGGAAGGACCAUACUCGGGAGGUGUGUUCCCGUGGUCAGAAAUUAGCGGAGCAGGUUCCCCUCCACCUACUUGGAGUGCGAUCGGCGACAGAUGAAAUGAGAGAGAAUCAAGUCACCAUGAAUGGGUUUUCUAUUGUUCGAUAG